GGGUGGGGGGGCCCUGGGUGGGGGGAGGGUGUAUCUAGCAGGGCUUUCUGGCUUUGGCCUUCUUCUAUGCCAAGCACCUUGUUCACCCUCAGCUUUCCCCCUCUCUAGCUCCUAACAGCUUCCCUCAGCCUUUCCCUCCUCUAACCGGGACCCAGGCUCCAUUUGGGGGGUGGAGGUGGGAGGGAGCUGGAAGGUUUGGGGCUUCUGAGGUGGUGCCUUGGCUGUCUGCAGUCAGCCUGCACCUCUCGAAUGUCCACACACACACACAAAUGUGCACCAGCCCCCCGAAUAAGACCCUGGAUUCUUCCCUGGCUCUGAGCCUAGCCCCUGGUGCCCUCUGUGUUUAAUUUCUCUCAGUUGUACUUUCAUUUCUUUCCGAUUUGCAUUUUAAUUUUAUUUGAAAUAUUGUAAUUUUUUUUUGCAUUUGGGAAGUGAUUGCUGCUGUUUAAAUAUAUUUUAAACAAUAAAUAAGUAAACCUCAAUUAUUGUAACCUCUGUGGAGGCUGCAUUUGGCACUGUCCAUCCCCAGACCACCAGGGACCACCUGGUCCUACCGCCUUCUAAGCUGUUCCCACAAUUUUGUCUUUCCCCCUACUCAUCCAGCCUCUCUGGGGCCAGGAUAGAAGAGAAGACAUGGAUAAGCCCACCCUUUAGAGAUAAGGGGGAGCCAGGGAAGCAGGUGGCUCCGGGAUUAUGCUGAGCCCCGCCCAUGGAGACCCACUCGGACCUUCCGGUGUUGGAGACAAGUGAUGGACCCAGAGCAGGGGCUGCAGUGGACAGCUCCGAGGAUGCUGGCUGGGCUAGGGGACCGUUCCCUGGGGGCUUCCGGGCUUCACUGGCAGGCGUGCUCCUUCUGGAGCUCGCGCUGGGCCUAGGCUGCAAUACUGCUGCCCUGCUUCUACACCGGGCCAGGGCCGGCCCCAGGGCCUCGGCCAGUGCACGCCUCACCCUCAGCCUGCACGUGCUGGACACGCUCAUCUGCGCGUUUUGUGUCCCGCUCAGCGUGGCCGUACUCCUGCUGCCCACUACAUCGGCUCUUCGCGCUCCGGUCUCGGUGCGCCCCUUAAGCCUGCUCUGCCGUUUCCAUGAGGCCGGGGUUACCUUCAGCGGCGUGGCCACGGCAGCCGGCGUACUCGCUGUCAGCCUGGACCGCUAUGACAUGUCCGCGCGGCCCGCGCGCCGUCGUCUCACGCCCGCGCGCGCGCUGUUGCUCCUGGCCAUCGCUUGGCUGCUCUCCCUGGCAGCCUUCUUCUUGCCCUUUGUGGAGGCGGGACUGGCGCCGGGGGCGUGGGAUGAGGCGUCGGGUGCUGACAACCGCACAGACGUGUCCUGUGUAGGUACAGGCGGAGAUGAGGCUGUGGCGGGCCGAGGGGAGCCUGCUGGCAGGGGCCACCUCCUGGUGCAGAUCCCCGCCUUCGUGGCGGCUCUUGUGGGACUGUUGGUGACUUAUGCGCGUGUUCUCCAUGCGCUGAGCGCGGGCGUCGGUGCGCGAGCCAGUCGGAGGAGGAGAAGGGGGAGGCGGCGAGGACGUGGCUGUGGGUCUGGGGCCGGGGCUGGAGAGUCCCGGGGGCUGAGUCCAAUGCCACCGCCGGCAGCGCCCACCUCGGGCCCCGCGCCCCCGCCGCCAGCUCUGCAAACUUCGGUGUCUGUGAUUCUAGCAUUGCGGCGAGCCGUGCGCCGGCACCGCGACAGACGGGCUCGGAGGCGGCGGGUUUUGCGCCGGUCGCUGCUCAUCGUCAGCUCCUUUGUGGGAUGCUGGGCUCCGUUGUCUGUGGGCAACCUGCUUCUUCUGUGCAUGGGCCCUAGCGAGCGGCUGGCCCGUCUACGGCUCUGCUGCCUGGCGGCGGCCUACGGUACCACAGUGCUGCACCCGCUGCUCUACGCUUUCCCUCGCCGCUCGCUCAGCCGGGCGCUGCGAAGCCAAGCCCGGAGGCACGCUGUGUGCGCCUUGCGACCUGAACCACCCGCUCCAGCAGCUGCUAUUGUGAGGAAUUCCUGGCUGAGAACGCGCAAAGGCCAGGGCAAGGCAGAGGAAGUCGGGGACCGUGGUUUGGGCUUGGAUGGACAGCCCCGGAACUGAGGGCUUCAAUCGUUGCUCCUGCCCUGCAGGUGCUCAUGGAAUGAGGGGUAACUCUGAUUUCCCCAGUAUCCUUGGUUCAAGGGUGCGAAUGGACUAACAGCCCUCAUCCAGGUGCAUCUUCCCUGUGAGCGCCCGGGAAUCAUCAGGCUUUUCUGACCUAAAAGGUGUCCACAGACUGAGGGCCUCAGCCUAAUGUCCUUGCCCUGGAGGUGGAUGCCCACUAGCUGAAGGUCUCAUUCAUCGAGUCUGUCCUGCAGAUGAGCACAGACUGGAGGAGAUUUUCUUUGCUCUCCUGCCCUGAGUGGCCUGGGGGCCCAGGACUUGUCACCAGCACCCACCACCUCUGGGCCCCUGGAACCUGCAGGGGAGCUGGAGGAGAGC
This is a messenger RNA of Phascolarctos cinereus (koala), 2461 nucleotides long. The record is from RefSeq and is a predicted model, not a curated record. NCBI's taxonomy places the organism in Eukaryota, Metazoa, Chordata, Mammalia, Diprotodontia, Phascolarctidae.